CUUCACAGCCCACCGACUCCCUCUACAACUCCGGCCGCCUGGGCCCGGGGGAACGGCCGCCGCGGCUCCCUCCAGCGGGCGGGCAUCUUUCUGCAAAGGGUGUGUCCCACCUCUUUUUCACCACAGCUGCUUACUGCCAUAAAAGAGGUGGGGUCAGAGGAAUACCUUCAGGAAGUCAGAUACUUCAUGGGUAUCCUUGUAAUCUGCCAUCUCACGCACUGCAACACAUUGUAUUCACAGGACAUCUGGACAUAAAGGAACAAGCUUCCAGUGAGCCAAAGAAAAGAAAAGGUGGCUGGCCUAAAGGGAAGAAAAGGAAACCUCCAAAGGAAUUUUCAGCUCCUCGUGCCCCUACAACAGGGUAUGUAAUAUUCUUGAAUGAGCAGAGAAUUAAAACGAAGGCCACACAUCCAGAUUUGCCUUUUACUGAAAUAACCAAGAUGCUGGCUGCUCAAUGGUCUCAACUUUCUCAAGCAGAAAAGCAAAAAUAUAUUAAAGAAGCAGAAAAGGAUAAGCAAAGAUAUAUGAAAGAAUUGAAAGCCUAUCAAGACUCUGAAGCCUAUCAAGCUUUCUUAGAGAGAAGAGCAGUUCACAAAGUGAAGACGCUGUGUGGAACAAUAUCUAUAGGAAGUAGAUCUGAGAAUGAAGCUCUUGCUUUGUCAACAAUAGAUAGAGAUGAAAGCAAUGACUUGUAUUGUCGGACAUGUAACCAGUUUUUCAGUUCUUUUCAUAACAAGAAAGAACACCUUAUGGGAAAGCAACACUUACAGAAUUUAACAGGAGAGUUUGAGAAAGAAACUGCUGAGUUCUCUAAACAUCAGAAACUGCAAGAAGAAAAGGAGGAAAAAGAAGAGUCAGAAGAAGAAAUUGACUCUACAGAUGUGUUUCAGUUUGGGGGCCUGACCUUCCAGAAGAACUUUGCGUCAUCUGAUUUUUGUUUUUUGCAGGAGUUUAUCUUCAGACUUCUGAAAUUUAAAGAGUUUGAACUUUGUGAACUAAAAAGAAGUUUGACAAAGGCAUAUGAAGAACAGGAAAGUUUAAAAAAGCAGUUGGAGGAUCUAAAGAAUCAGCAGCUGAAGUUGGAAAUGGAUUUUGCAUCCAUAAAGGCAUAUAGCGGUACUUUAGAAAAAGAGUUUGAAAAUUUAAAUAUGGUUCCAAUGCUGUUCCAGUUUCAUCUGCAAAUAGUGGAUACUAGGCUGCAGAGCACUGGAACCAGGCCAGGAGCAGAGCCGUGGGCUGACUGCCAGUACCCCAGGCUGGCAGGAGGGCUGAGCAGGUUCGGAGGCCCAGACCCUGACUGGCUGGGGGCUGGGUGGCUGGAACGCCAGACCAGCAGCGGACGGGGCCAGCAGCUGGUAUCCCAGGCUGGCAGGGGGCCAGGACCCAGGCUGGCAGGGGGCAGGCAGCCGGAACCCCAGACCAGCAUCGAGCUCAGAUUGCCGACCCUGGCACUAGACUGAACAAAAUACUUAGGGUGAGAUCAAGGCCCCAUUGAAAUCAAUGGCAAAACUCUCAUUGACUUCAGCAGGACAAGAUCUGCCCCUUAAUGUUCUUUGUGCAACAAUCCUGUGUUGCCUUCCAUGGCUCAGAUAAGAUAACCUAAUAGGUCUCCUCCUCCAUUUCUAAAUUCUGUGAGUUAAAUACUGAAAUCCUUAACUCAGGCAAAAUGACCCUUGACUCCAAAAAGAGCUCUACCUUCAAGAUUUAGCCUUAUGGACACUUUCUUAGUGAUAGAAACUACAAUACGCUAAAAGCCAAGGCCUGAGAGAUAUUUUGAUUUAUGGUUUCCUUUGCUCACAACUGAACUUGACGUCUGAAUCUUCUCAUCUUUCUUUUUUUUUAAUAAGUACUUAUAAUAAGGGUUUUGCAUAAAAUGAGACUAUGCAGCCCUGUACUAUGUUAAGUGGCUAUAUGAAGUCAUGGACAGUUCAGAAACAGUCAAACAAUACGUUUGCUUUAUUACAUAUGAAAAUUUCAAAGACAAAAAAAAUUGAGGCAGUGAGAUGAUCACUAAUACAUAACAGACUUUUAUUUUUGUUACAGUACAUUCACAUAGAGCCUUAAAUGGAAACAUCUGUAGUUAUUAAAUCUUUUACACUUUUUUAUAUUUGCAAAGAACAGCUCAAUUUUUCACCCUUUUUGUCAGUUGGGAGCAUUAUUUCCAUAUGAAAAUUGCUUUGCUUACCGCUGCUGUAAUUCCAAAUUUUCAUUAACUGUCAUUAUCCAGCAGUAGCUCCUCACUUUAAACUGGCACCAUGUUACUACUCUGCAGUUGCAUAGAAGUGAACAUCUAAAAUGUACCAGUUGUCAGGUUAACUUUUUAAACAUGCUUGUUUAGCAUAAAACUAAGUUACAAUCAUUUGUUUUGCAAAUAGUAUUGUACUUGUCACUGGCAUAAAUAAAAUGUGUGAUUGUACUUUAAAAUGUAGCUGGAAAUGUGGUUAUUUGAUUUAGCUAUUCCACCUGCAUCACUUGCCUGUCUGGGAUGAAAGUCUAGCAUUUUUUCUUCCUUCAGAAUAUUUAGCACAAACAAGCGUACGGUGCUUAUUGUUGUAUCAGAUAUGAAAAUGUGAGAAGUUCCUUUGCACUAGUCCUGCCUCCGAUGACCAGAAAUGAUACCAAUAUCAGAUGGCAGAUCCUCAGCUGGUGUAAAUGGUCAUACCCGUUAUCCGCUGGAGAUAAGAUAAUUUAUACUAGUUCCAGAUCUUCCCCCAGGAUUUGUGACAGAGGACGGAAUGCAGCUGGGAAGCAACGGGAGAGGGAGUUUAAGAGAUUUUGUGGGAGGGAAUCUACAACUGGGAUAAGGAUGGAGUGAGGAACCUGAAUUUCAGAGGCAGCUGGGGAGGAAUUUGAGGCAAUCCUGUGAUGAAAGUAGAUGUGAGGGAAACUGGGAGACUUUUGAAAAGACAGGAGGGAGUCUGCAUCUGGGGAAGAGGUUUGGGAACCUCUGCAUAGUCCGGAAUCAGGAUCAUUGGAGAGGUAGGUGAGAAGGGUGGCUCAGGACACUUGUAUAUGAGAGGGAAGAGAAGAAGUGCAGUGAAAGAACCAUAAGAGCAUGUGGAUGGAGUUAGGAGACAGUUGGAAGUGGAAAUAGAUAAUAGAGGCAGGAAGCAAUUUCUCAGUUCUUGCUUCACGAUCAGCAGAACACAUUUUUUGAAAUGGGUAUUGAAGGGAGAUAACACUGUCACAGGGCAGUGCUGGAAAAUAAAAAAUAGUUUUAAAGAAACCAUUCUGGCUACAGUUUCAGGCAGUGGGAGAAAUGUAGUAAGUAUCUGUACUCUUCACAACAACUAUACUCGGCUAAGAGAGCACAAUAAAAAAAACCUCAUAUCUAGAUGGACAGAAGGAAAAACAAGAUAUUUUUAAAGGUAUCCAUAAAUUGGGAUGUUCAGAAAUUCAAAUUACUAUGAGAAUUAUGGGUCAUCUCCUACAAGUGCUGAUUUAGUACCACCUCCUCAGCAGCUUUGGCUAGUGGCGCUCCAGCUAUUAACUAAAGCUGCCUCCCACUUUCUGGGCAAAAUUUCCGAGGGAAUGCGAUGGCAAGAACACAUUCUGCACUCGUUCAGGUGUCUGUAGCUGAAUGAUAUGAAAGAAUAAUUUGUAAUUCAGUAAACCUUCAAGAUGUAGAAUUUAAUAAAUGUUGAAAGUAUCAAUUUGUAUGCUUGGGUAUUGCAUAUUAAGUGCAGAGGGUACAAGAUAUGAUGGGUUUAGAUUUACGUUAAUCUUCAAUUUCUGUUGCUUUCUCUGCAGUGAGAUAAGUAGUCAUCCAGUUUUCUAUCAACUCUUUUCUCUCUC
This is a messenger RNA of Gopherus evgoodei (Goodes thornscrub tortoise), 3795 nucleotides long. RefSeq lists its product as uncharacterized. The record is from RefSeq and is a predicted model, not a curated record. The transcript has 12 exons. Bases 441 to 1460 code for a protein of 339 amino acids. Gene Ontology annotation, cellular component: nucleus. Gene Ontology annotation, biological process: regulation of gene expression. NCBI's taxonomy places the organism in Eukaryota, Metazoa, Chordata, Testudines, Testudinidae.